Cygnus olor (mute swan) is the source of this 2510-nucleotide messenger RNA. It is a transcript of the gene CLRN3, whose product is annotated as clarin 3. Lineage: Eukaryota; Metazoa; Chordata; Aves; Anseriformes; Anatidae. Bases 1774 to 2457 code for a protein of 227 amino acids. The record is from RefSeq and is a predicted model, not a curated record. The transcript has 3 exons.
UAAAUUUGACUAUAUAUAAAGUAUAUACAUGAUUUAUAAACAAAAUGUAUAAAUUCAGAAAAGUGAUGACAUCAGAAGUAUCAUUUAAAUCCCAUAUAAUGAGGUAUAUACACACAAGGCCGUAUCAUAUGAAAGACCAGUUAUACAUCUCAGAAAUAAAAUGCAGUGAUUUCAAAUCUGGUUACCGCUUUAAACCUUUGAAACAAAAAAUCCUAACACUAAAACAAUUACAGCAUUACUCGAUUCCCGAACAGACAUUUUCUCCUCCCAAGAAGUUCUUUGCCUUUUCAAAUUCAUAAAACUUUAAUCUCUCAUAAUCUUUACCAUGCAAAACAGUCGAGCUUCAGGAAUACAUCUCGAGAGGCUAGUAUAGCAGCACUGUUAAAAGAGACUGCUUUCCAAAGGUUAGAGUCUAUGAUUUUAUGAAAAUUGAGGUGAUUCAGGAGCACAGAUUUAGAAUAUCAUGUAAUAAUGAUGUUAUAAUUAAAAAGAAAUAAGAACUAAUAGAAUAUUUUUACUUUAUCCUGACAAGAGAUAUUAAUUCAGGUUUCACACUUCACACAAACAAAACAGGAAACUGAAUAGCCAGUUUACUUAAAAUUCUAGAAAUUGAGCUUCAAUCUUAUUACUAAACAAAGUAUUUUCUGGUUGAAAUCGUGUCAUUGGUGUCUUUUUUUUUUUUUGUAAGUCAAUUUGGGCAGAAAUACCCUUCUUGCUCUGUAGCCCAGAGCAGAUUUCCUUCAGUAUUUCUUCCUUUACAUACCCACUCCCACACUGAAAUGAAUCCCUAUUUGAGGUAUUUGUUUCCUCCCUGUAGAGCACUUAGGCUCACUAGCAAAUAAUGCAUAUUUCACGUCUGAGCUGAACAAGAGCUGAAGGCUGAAAGCCCCAUUGGUAGAGUGCAAUCAAAGAUCAUUACACAUUUAAAGCAACUGAUGCUUAGAGAAAUUAACUGCAACUUAGCAGAGUCCAAACAAACAAAAACAAAAAGCAAAAACAAGGAAAAGGGAAUAGUUAUUUUGAGAAAAUAUAUGGAAUUUAAUUAAGAAUUAAAGCUUUUCCUUAGGAAAUAACUCGUUGAUACUACAUAGAAACUCCUUACCCCAAAAAAGCCUGGAGCAACCCAGACUCUUUGCAAAGAGCAUCAAGUAUUUAAGAGGCCUCAGAAGAGAGCUGUUAAGCAAGCAGGGGAUCUGGACAGAGGAGGAACAUUUAUCAAUCCUCACCAUAAUAAAUCAGAAUCUAUCCCUUGCUUUCAAAGUGGUCUAGAUAUAGAGCUAGCAAAAAUUGCUUCUCAACUAGGUACCAGCCUUUCAUGAGAAAAGGCAAGAACAAUAGGGAAAUAUUGUUGGGAAAUAAAAAUCUGCCAGAAAGCAGCAGGAGAGCUGGGAGAUGGAGACCUGCUCUCUCUGGGCUCCAGCAGAGCUCUGGAGAUCGGGGAUGUGAGCAGCUCGGCUGCCCUUGGUGCCUCUCGUGGGGCAAAGCCGCACCAGUAAGCCCAGUACGUCACCUGCUGAUGGCAGCCCCGGUGGCAAAUCCCUCCCGGCCUUUGUCAGGGGAGUUUGAUUGCAGCCAUGGCAACGCCUUUCCUCCAGACCAAAGUUCAAUUAUUUUACAUUUUUAUUACUGCUGCUGUUUGCUUAAAGUUUACCAGGAUAGCGUUCAGCUAGCACGCAGAGCAGAUUCCAGAGAGUAAAAGGAGAAAACCUCACGCUAAGCAGGGCCGAAAGGAAGAAAAUCCCCUGAACCCGUGGAAAAUUUCUGUCUGCCAAAAUGCCGACCAGAGAAAAAAAACUCAUGUUCGGAGCUGCUUUUUUAACCAGUGUUUUAUCUUUCGUGAUCGUUUGUGCCGUUCUCGGAACCCAGAGAUGGAUCAGCAGCACAGUCGACUUUUCCCGAACAAACGGCACCAUUUCGGUGACCGUCACCUACGGACUUUUCAGCGGCACCUGUGCCCAGACCUUCCAAGCCGGAGUUCAGGUUUCAGACUCUACUUUCCAAGUUGCAGAAACGCUGAACAGCACCAGAACGAAAGGCAUCAACAUCACGAUUAUCGUGCUUCUGGUCCUCAGUUUACUGAGCUCCCUUCUGAGCUCAGGGUUUACAUUCACCAACGCUGUGAGCAAUCCCUACCAGACGUUUCUGGGACCCAUUGGAGUCUAUACCUGGAACGCCAUAGGCGGGUUCUUCACGCUUGUGGUCAUGAUACUUUUUGCCGUGAACGUACAAGGCAACGACCUGUCUGUAGAGCUGGCCACCAAAUGUGCUUCUAUUCAAUCAAAUCAUAUCAAAUCUAAACACAAUUACGAUUAUUCCUACUGGAUCCUGCUGCUUCACAUUCUUUUUAGCUGUGGUACUAUAGUCAUCAUUUGUUUCUACAGCUGCGCAAGGUAUUCUAAGAAGAAAGAACAGGAAAGACCAAUUGAAAAUGCAUCAAAAGACGUCAUUCUCUUCUAAGGAUAUCACUGAAAAGAGGGUGUAAAAGAAAGUCUGACUAUUUAAUGUGGACA